Lepus europaeus (European hare) is the source of this 2975-nucleotide messenger RNA. It is a transcript of the gene DNAJC28, whose product is annotated as DnaJ heat shock protein family (Hsp40) member C28. NCBI's taxonomy places the organism in Eukaryota, Metazoa, Chordata, Mammalia, Lagomorpha, Leporidae. The record is from RefSeq and is a predicted model, not a curated record. The transcript has 2 exons. Bases 313 to 1458 code for a protein of 381 amino acids.
CCGGAGGCUCACGACGUGGCCCUCCGGUGCCCCGCCAAUGUCUUAAAAGAGAUUCUCAGUUUCUCUGGCAAAUCAAGUUAUUUGUCCCAAUCAGGUACGCUUUUUGCCCGCUGCACCUCUUGGCGUCCCCUCUGUAAGACGGCAGAUGGUCGCGUCCAAGGAAGAGGGCGACCGGCCGAAGCGGCGGGGAGCGAAGGGCGGAGCGCGUGCGCAUGCGCAGAGGCGGAGCCUGGCCGGCGCCCUGGAGCCCCUUCCCCUAGCCGGUGAAGAUCAUUGCUAGGAAGAACUCUGGGUACAGUAACAGCGUGCGUGAUGAUGGCUCAGAUCCUAAGGUCUCACGUGAUCAAUGCUUCAGUAAUUCCUAAUCGGGUGAAAAUGAAUCCAGAUCUUUGUAUCAUUCAAAAUAGAAUGAUGUCCACCCAUAAGUCCAAAAAGAAGAUCGGAGAAUAUUAUAGGCUGCUGAAUGUGGAUGAAGGGUGCUCUGCAGAUGACGUCAGGGAAUCUUUCCGUAAGCUUGCCAAGCGAUACCAUCCAGACAGCGGCUCUGAUACCGCUGAUUCUGCCACAUUUAUAAGGAUCGAAGAAGCUUAUAGGAAAGUGCUUUCCCAUGUGAUAGCACAAACAAAUGCCAGACAGAGUAAAAUUGAAGAAAAAGCAGAAGAGGAGGAAGAAAAAUUCAAAUAUAAGACACCCCAACACCGGCAUUAUUUAAGUUUCGAAGGCAUUGGUUUUGGGACUCCAAGUCAACGAGAAAAACAGUACAGGCAAUUUAGGGCAGACCGAGCAACUGAGCAAGUGAUGGAGUAUCAAAAGCAGAAACUACAAAGCCAGUAUUUUGCUGACAGUGUCACCGUUAGAGAUGUUAGACACAGCAGAGAACAAAAGAUAACUCAAGCAAUCGAGCGUUUAGUGGAGGACCUCAUUCAGGAAUCAAUGGCGAAAGGAGACUUUGACAAUCUCAGUGGGAAAGGAAAACCUUUAAAAAAAUUUUCUGGCUGUUCGUAUAUUGAUCCCAUGACUCACAACCUGAACAGAAUAUUAAUAGAUAAUGGAUACCAACCAGAGUGGAUUCUGAUGCAAAAGGAAAUAAAGGAUACCAUUGAGCAACUCAGAGAGGCGAUUUUAGAUUCCAGGAAAAAGCUUGGAAAUCCAAUGACACCGACUGAACACAAACAGUGGGACCAAGUUUGUGAGCAGUUUCAAGAAAACAUCAGAAAACUAAACAAGCGAAUUAGUGAUUUUAAUUUAAUUGUUCCCAUCCUGACCAGGCAAAAGGUCCAUUUUGAUGCACACAAAGAAAUUGUCAGGGCCCAGCAAGUAUAUGAGACCCAUAUAAAAGCAAAAGAAGUCGCAGAUCAAAAUUCAAAUCACACCAGUCAGGGAGAAGGAGAGAAAACACCCGGACUUAAGACUGGUCUUUUUAACUGGGUGAAUCUGUGGAAAUUUAUUAAAGUAUGACCAUGUAGAUGUUCUCUGUCACAGCAUUGUCCGGAAUAAUUUUCAGUUAUACUGACAUCAGUAUUGAGGCUGAGAGCUGUUGCUAUAACAUGAGAAUUUGAGAACUGUGCGCUUUGUACUUUUCACAAAACCAAUCACAUCCCUAAUGGUGUAUGUGGGGGGAGCUGUAACCAAGUAAGAUUCUCUCAGGAUAGCAAGAAAGGAAGAGAAUGUCUAAUGAAGACAGUUUAAUCCAUUUCAAGGUCUAAGUGUCAGUCAUCAGAGGCGAUGAGCUAGGGCGGGAAUUCAGAGAGGAUAUUCCAGAAGUCUUAGUGCAGUUUUAAGUUUUGAUUACUUAAGAGCACUUACCACUGGUCAUUUUUAAACACAGGUACUUAAGAAAACCUAAAUGUGUAUUAUCAAAAGUCGCCAAACUGGAGAAAUAUAAUGAGAUGUAACCAAUUAAGCAUGAUAUGUGGGUUUUUUUUUUUCUUUUUUGCAAGUUUGCUAAAUUUCUAUUCCUGCACUUGUUAAAGCAAGAAACUGUUCUAAGAUUUGUGGGAUAUCCUUUGUAUGAGUAGAAAUGUUAAGAUCAGAAAAUUAGCCUAGUGGAGUUGCUGCGCUCUUCUCUUACAAAGGUCUGUUCUGGGUGCUGGAUGAAGGAGAGGUUGUAGGUUGUGCUUUUUCCUGUCUACCUUAUGAUCCAUCAACUUGUGAAGUUGCUAAGUUGACUUAGCAAUUCUAGAAAUAAUAGACUCUGGUGUCUACUUUCUACAGAGUUUGAACGUAUUUUCUGACCCCUCACUUGUGAUCCUAGUCCUUGGCUCAGUGGAAGCCUGAGGUUUCCCUCCCAGUUUCAUCUCUGACCAGAGAUUGUAAUGUUGGGUUUCCCCAAACCUACUCAAGCCUCCCUGUGUCUUCAGACUCCCCAGGAGCUCUUGUGGCAAUAUGAAAUUUGUAACUUGCUCUCUUAGGGGUUCAAUUUCCUGCCUCAGGCAGUCUUUCAUGAACAAAGACAAGGCGUCUGGAUUUUGUGCAUCUGCGUCUUUGGCCAUAAUGAGAGACUGACAUCCGUGAGAUGUGAAGAUUGCUUUUCUGCAGAAGGGAGACCUGGAAGGGGGUGGAGGGUGGUGAAAGGAGCUGAUUUGUUCCCUCCCUUUCUGGAGCACUGUGGUGUAGACGUGGGAAUUGUGAGCCUUUCUGCCUAGGUGACGGGGCAUUAACUGGCAUAUCAUUAUUUAUCUUCUAUAAUGAUAGACUUAAUGCAAAUAAAACAGUGAACAGGAUGAAAUGCAGCUUUGUAAUCGCUGUAGUUCCAAAACAUUUUGGAAGGCUGCAAUUACGUGAAUCUUGUUAAAGGUAGAAGUUAGAAGAGGCCUUGUUUCAUUGCCGCAGUAUAAUAGAAAUGAAAUCAUUUUCCAUAUUGGACAGUGGGAAGGUAAGGUUACCAAUGAACUUCAGGAAAUUGCUUAUUUCAGCACGAUGCACUUUAUAUUUGUAAAUGUCUAUAUUAAUAAAGUUAAUGGUUUUUCAAUGAU